Messenger RNA from Closterium sp. NIES-65, 5301 nucleotides. NCBI's taxonomy places the organism in Eukaryota, Viridiplantae, Streptophyta, Zygnematophyceae, Desmidiales, Closteriaceae. The record is from the annotation of a GenBank genome assembly.
AUGCCACGUCAGACGCAGCACCGUCAAACCUCCUCCCUCGAUAUCCCUCCCACCAGAAACUCCUUAACUCCGCCGCUCCCCGCUUCCACCCCGCCCCCCCUUUCCCGUCCCCCGGCGACGCGCUCCCCCGCCCCGUUCUCGCCGGGAGCGGGAUUUCCACACUCCCCCGGCGCGCAGUCUCCGCCUCCCCUAGCAAUAGCAGUAGUUCCCGCGCACCCGUUCAAGCGCCGCGCGGUGGAGGGGCCUUCGCCGCCCCCUUCCCCGCUCCUGCGGCUCAACGAGAGCCAUCACUCUCCGCUUUCUUCGCCGUCUUCCGCGGUCUUUGGCAUCCGCGCUGCGCCUCUUAGCCCUUGCGCAUGGAAAGCGGGGGAAGGGGGAGGAGAGAGUGGGAGGGGUGGGGGAAGUCGGGGGAGCGGGGGAGGUGCGGGAGCGCAAUCCAGAGCGCACGAUGGUUCCGCGAGCGUAAUCGCAGGGUCUCCCGCAUCUCCCGCACCGGACUCCAGUGUAGUUUGGCCGGCGAAUGCGCCACGUGGCGGCCAGAUCCGCGGACCUCCUGCGCCGUCAGGCGCAAGAAAGGCAGAACCUUUGAGUCCUUAUCCAGACGCGCGGGAGCAGGGGGUGCCGCUUCCGCGCGCGCAAGAGCAAGAACGGCGGGUGGGCGGAAAGGCCUUAGCUUCCCCGCAACCCCGCGAUUGCCCCGUCAGCACAGUGACGCUUGAGUGGACUCAGAAGCCGCCUUCCCCGCGAUCCCGCGAUGUUCCCCCCCGCGCCGCGACUCUCUCCAGCGCGCUUCUCGCGCGCAUCGACGCGAUAUUCCUGAGCAAACGGAGCAAGGAGCGCGCGGAAGCCAAGGCGCAGGCGCAGGCGCAGGCGCGGCUGCGAGCAGCGGCGGGCGGCGGGUCGAAGCGGCGCGGGCAGGCUGACUCCGCCGCCGCCGCCGCAGCUGCAGCAGCAGCAGCAGCAGCGGGGAAACAGGAAGCUCCCGUCACAGCGGAAACGGGAGUGGGAAAAAGCGCGGGUGUGUGGGGGAAGGUGGGUACAAAGGCGCGGCGGUCACUGUCUCUGGAUGGCACAGGGGCAAGCCGCGGGGAAAGGGUAUUUGCGGCGCUGGGGGAAGGAGGAAACGUGAAGGCGGAACCUGAGGUCUGGGAGGUUGGUGGGGGAGGCUCGAUUGGCGGGAGUGGGGGAAGCGGAGUAAGUGCGGGAAGUGGGGGAAGCAGGGGGAGCGGGGGAAGCGGGGGGAUGAGUGGUACCAUUUCUGGUGGUAGCAGCGGUCUUGAUGGUGAGCUGAGAACGUGCACAGCUCUGCACUCUCCUGCUACCACAGCUAACGCCUUUGCUGCUGCCUCACCAGCUGCUACCCCAACAGCAACAACAACAGCAGCGGCAGCAGCAACAGCAGCGACAGCAGUGAGAGAAGCACAAGAAACGGCGGACGCACAGCCGAUAAGGCAGGCAGCGGGCAACAGAGGAAUUGAGAGUGGUUUUAGAACCGUGGCUAGCUUUGCCCCUGCGACCGACAACAGCCAUAUCAGCGGCAGCAGCAGCAGUGCAACAGUCCCGGCCGCACUGCAGCAGCAGCAGCAGCAACCCGCGUGGAUGAUGGUAGCAGGUACGCUUACUCGCGCUGUUGUUGUUGUCCCCAUGCCCGCCACCGCUGCCAUGCCUGCUCCCAUGGCUGCUCCCACGCCUCUUCCCACGGCUCCUCCUUCGCUCACUCUCACGCACACCCCUACUGUACUCACAUCGCCGCUUGCACUGCCACCAGCAGCCACCACAGGCACAGCCGGUGCAGCAGGGCCAGCAGCAUCGUUCUCACCCUUCAAACAACCCGUGCAGCAGCAGCAGCAGCCCGGCCUUGAGCCCUCUUCAAGAACCCAUCCACCGGAACCCUCUUCUCCUCUGCCUCCUCCUCCUCCUCCUCCUACUGCUACUGCUCCUCCUACUGCUCUCGCCACCCCUCCCCCUUCUGCCCCCCCUGCCACUCCCCCUUACGUUCCCCUUCCCUCUCCCCUUUCUCUUACCCCAGCUGCUUCCCCUGCUGCCCCGCCCGCUACCCCCCCUGCUCCAUCCACGCGCCAUCCACCCCCUCACCGCUCCGUUCCCGCCCACCACCCUCAUCCCCCGCACCAUCCCCACCACCAUAACCACCCCCGCGUGCGGUACCGGGGGGUGCGGCAGCGGCGGUGGGGGCGGUGGGUGACAGAAAUCCGUGAGCCCACCACGCGUACGCGCAUCUGGCUCGGCUCCUAUGAUAACGCCGAGGAAGCCGCCCGUGUGUACGACAUGGCCGCCCGGCUGCUCAAGGGCCGGGCGGCACGGCUUAACUUUCCCCACAGCGUGCAGCCAGUGGCGGUCCCCCGGGGGAUUGCGGAUGCUCUCAUGAGGGCUAGCCGGGCGGCAGCGGAGGCUGGCGGGGGGGAGGGUGGUGCGGGUGGCAGUAUGGAUGAUUUGCAGGGUGGUCGGGAUAGUGUGGACGAUGGGCAUGGUAGGGAUGGGGAUGGGGAUGGUGGUGGUGAUGGGGAUGGUGAUGGGGAUUGGGGCAUCAGUGGUGGGUGCGGUGGUGGUGUGAUGGGGAUGGUGAUGGGGAUGGACGUGGUUGGUGCAGAGGCAGUGGGGGAGGGUGAGGCGGGCGCAGAGGCACUGGAGGUGAAGGCGUGGAGUGGUGAGCAGAUGGAGUGUGGUUCAGAGCAGGUGCAGCAGCAGCAGAGCAUGGUGCUUCAGCAUGCCGGGCAACCACCAGCCGGGCUACAGGAGCAUCACUAUUAUCAUCAACAGCAGCAACAGCAGCAGGAGCAGCAGCAGCAGCAGCAGCAGCAGGCGAGCAGUUUGGCACCUGAGAAUCCACCUGGCAGCCAGGCGCCAUCAUGGGAGGAGACCCUGAGAGACCUGGGCCUGGACGCACCCCUUCCCCCUGUCGCCCCUCCCCCUCCCCUUUGCCCCGCUCCCACUCCAAUUGCCCAGCCUCUCUCUGCUGCUCCCACCGCUCUCCACCGCUCUUCACCACCAGCAGCAACACCACCACCAUGUGUAACCCCAUCUCGCCCCUCCAGUACGCCUCCUCUUCCUCUCCUGCGCAUGCCCCUGUCGCUGCUCGCCUCCCCACGUGCGUGCACCCAUGUCCCUCCAUAUCGAUCAGCAGGCAGCCCCCUGCUCCACCUCCCGCCCUCGUUCCCUGCUGCUGCCUCCACCUCCGUGCCUGCUGCAACUACUGUAGCUGGUGCCACAUCUGCUACAACAUCCGCACCUGCCACUACAGAACCCCCACCUGCUACAGCACCCUUACCAGAUACUACACCCAUCUCUCAAUCCUCCUCCCUGCUUCCUUGCUCCAGCCCCAACGAACGGACGGAUCAAAUUGACCAGAACAGCCAGAUGGAGCGGACGGACCAGAUCGAGCGAGCGGGCCAGAUGGGGCAGACAGACCAGAUUGAACGGACGGACCAGAUGGAGCGGAUGGGGGCCCCCUUAGAGCCUUAUACAUUGGAGCUUCCCCAGGCAGUCGAGGCGGGGAAGGAGCUGCGCACGCGCGUGAGGAUCCACAACGAUUACUCCAAGGACGUCGUUAUCACGAUAAAGCCGGGCACGGUGCGCAAGUACGAGGUGAAGGACGGCACCAAGAUCGUCGUGCCUGAAGGCUCCUCCUUCCUCCUCACUGUGUCGUGCCUGCCGCUGUCGUCCAUGCCCUUCUGGCCCGACGCCUUCGUGCUGGCAUGCCACAUGCCCGCUGACAAGUUCACCCGCCGCCUCACGCUGCACACGCCCAUGUCGCAACUGCGCGCUGUGUGCCAGAUGAAGCUGCCAGUGCUCUUCACAGAUGAAGUCACCAAGGGGGUGGCAGAGGAGCAACAUGCGCAGGCGCUGGCACAGGCCCAGAAGCACAAGGAGAAGGGGAAGGCGAAGGAAAAGCAGGCGCAAGCGCUGAAAACCGUGAAGGAAGGGGAGGAGGGCGGGCAGGGAGGAGCGGAAGGGACAAGAUCGCAGGGGGGGAAAGGCGGGAAGGGAGGGAAGGUGAAAUUUGCAGGAGAGGCAACUGUGAAAGAUGGGCUUUCACGUGUGUGGAAAGGCGGCAAGACAAAGAAGGAUUUGGAAGAAGAGCAGGAGGAGGCGAGGAGGAAGGAGGAGGAGAGGAGGAGGGAGGAGGAGAGGAGGAGGCGGGAGGAGGAGGAGAGGCGGCUGAUGGAGAGGGCGGAGAGGAGGGAGGAGAUGAGUGGGCAGUCAAUGGACCGGCUUCUCACCUCCAUUGCUGCCAAGGACAAGAGCCACGUCUAUCUGUGGGAGCUGUUUCUCAAGACGUCCCGCGCGGAUUUCAAGCUGCUGCAGCACCGCCUGGAGGCAGCACUGCUGGAGGUGCAGGCCGUCAAGUCGCAACUGGUCAUGGAUCUGCCAGCUCUCACCGUCUCCUUCUCAAGCCUCUCCGACUCCUCGCUCCCCUCGCCCACCAAAGCCUCCUCCGCACCCUCCCGAGACACCAGCUUCGCACCACCGCACUCCACCGCUCCCUACUCCCGCUCCUUUUCCAACAACCAGCUGAACCCCUCCGGCAGCAGCAGCAGCUCAGAACACGCCAACAUGCGCCCGCCCUUCACCCCGAAACCCACCACGUCCGAAUCCGCACUGCUCCCAGUGUCCAUCUCCUCGCUCUCCUCCGCCCAGCUGUCCUCUCUGACCUCUCUGGCGUCCUCCUCCAGCAGUCUGCAGCUGGGCGGGUCAGGGGGGUCGCGGACCCUGAGCAAGUGGGGCGCGGGGGGGGAGAGUGCGGUUGAGAAGGAGCUGCAGCGCAAGGAGAUGAUGCGGAGGGCGUUGAUAGAGGAGAACAACGAGCUCAAGGAUAGGCUGGAGGAGAAGGAGAAGCGGGAGAGGCAGGCGCUGCGCAAGGCGGAUGUCAUGAAACAGGAUGCGGACAUGACGAGGAGCCAGCUGCAGGCGAUGCAGCAGCGGCUGGAGGAGGAGGAGGUGCAGCGGCAGACGCUGCUGAGGGAGCUGCAGGCGCUCAGAGCCCAGGUGGUGAGCGGAGGACAGCAGCUGCAGCAGGCGCAGGCACAGCAGCCGCAGCAGGUGCAGCAGCCACAACAGGGGGUUGCGGAGGAGGAAAAGGAGGAGAAGCAGCAGCAGCAGCAGCAGCAAUGGGAGACUGAGGAGCAAGCAGGGGAGUCGCAGGAGGAGACAGACCAUGAGCAUGCGCAUGCGCAUGCAGACAAGCAAGGCGAGGAGGGGUUGCAGACUAGUGAUCAGUGUACCAGCAGGGGGCGUGGGAAGCUGGUCAUUCCCUUUGACGACGAUGACGAUGACGAUGCCUAA